AUGGUAAGGCCACACUGGGUUAUAGCUCUGUACUGCGUGAAGGCGAUCUUGGUGCUUGACCAAGAAGGCGGACGGCUGUGUGCGCGGUACUUCACCGACGACUGGGGUCCCCUCGACAAGCAGCUGGCCUUCGAGAAGCAGCUCCACAAAAAGGCGCAGCCCCACGCCCAAAUCAUCGCGCUGGAUAACAACGUGAUCGUCUACAAGAACUCGGGCGACGUAGCCUUCUACGUGGUCGGCGACUCGGACGAGAACGAGCUGCUCCUGGAGAGCGUACUCUCCACCCUCACCGAGGCCAUCAGCUUCCUUCUCAGGGCGGACGAGUCCACAUGGAACCAAGUCGACAGGCGGACGCUCGCCGAGAAUCUGGACUACCUCUACCUGGUUGUCGAUGAACUGGUGGACGGCGGGAUCGUGUUGGAAAGCGACCCCAAGGCCAUCGCCGACCGGGUGGCGAUGCGAGACACGGCGGCGGAGGCCAGUGGCGGCAGCGGCGGGCCCAUCUCCGAGCAGACGAUCGCCAAGGCCUUCUCCGUGGCCAAGGACAUUUUCAUGGGCUAA
Molecule: messenger RNA, 561 nt
Organism: Acanthamoeba castellanii str. Neff
Lineage: Eukaryota; Discosea; Longamoebia; Acanthamoebidae
Product: clathrin adaptor complex small chain subfamily protein
Exons: 5
Coding region: 1-561 (186 amino acids)
Biological process (GO): intra-Golgi vesicle-mediated transport; intracellular protein transport; retrograde vesicle-mediated transport, Golgi to endoplasmic reticulum
Cellular component (GO): COPI vesicle coat
Source: RefSeq, a predicted model, not a curated record